CACGUUCGCGCCAGACACGCCAAACGCACGCGCACGAAGUGAGAUCAAAACAAAAGUGACACAACUGGAUAUUCGAUAAAGGCGAGUGCGAACUGUAGUGGACUCAGUUCAGCUCCCGACCAGUUCAGAGUGCGUGAAGCGAAAUGGCGAAGAACCAGUCCGUGUGCAUAUUCGCAAUCGCUUUGUUCGGUUUCACAUUAAGAAGCAAGGGAGUCGUGGGUGUUGACACAACAACGCUGGCCAGCCUCGGCAAGGAGGUGGAGGACAAUAGCCGGUACAAAACACUGGAGGCCAACGCGACUCUCCUGAAGCUGCUGGUGGACGACAAAGAUGGCGUCAGCAGGACAGAAGUGUUCGACAUGUUGCAUUCGCGGGACGACAUCCAGGAGCAUGUUGAUCUGCCCAGCUUCCCGGAGGACUCCGAGGAUGAACGGCUGGCCGUGCCCGACCCACCUGACUCGCAAGCGGAAUUCUUACAAGUAGAGACAAGUAUCAGCAAAGAUUCUUAUAUUCGGUACAGAGGCGCGCGCGGCGAGCCAUUCGGCGUAGCCGCUGGGAUCAUGGUCGUCAUCACCUGCACCAUAGUCUGUCUCGCUUACAUUGCACUCAUUGUAUGGCGCAGGAUAUACUUAAAGAGGAAUGGUUUAAAACAUGAGUUAUUGAGAAAUGAAGAAAAUAUAGCGGAAACUCAAAUAGAGUUGUGAAGGAUGCACCAGAUCAAUUGAUACCAAUCACUGAUAAUGCCGGCUAAUACCUUCGCUUAUUCUUGUCUACUGUUUUUGGUAUCAAUAAUUUGGAAUCAAAG
Molecule: messenger RNA, 805 nt
Organism: Chilo suppressalis (striped riceborer)
Lineage: Eukaryota; Metazoa; Arthropoda; Insecta; Lepidoptera; Crambidae
Source: the annotation of a GenBank genome assembly